AGACGCUCUUUGCCUAUUACACAUCGUACCACUCUCACCCCACCUCCCCGUGAACAUUCCGAGGUGGCUUUGACGCACAGCCCAAAGCGACUUUGAUCAAACACUUUUAUUACACCCCUCUCAUCACCUGCGCACAUCCAAAUCUUUCGAUAUGUGUGGAAUCUUCGCUUACUGCUCGUACCUUUGUGAGAAGGACCGAAGGCACAUCUGUGAGGUCCUGUGCAAUGGUCUCGCUCGACUCGAAUACCGAGGAUAUGACUCUGCCGGUAUCGGUAUCGACGGUGACAGCCCGGACUCGCCUACCAUCCUUUUCAAGCAAGUCGGCAAGGUCGCCAGUCUCCGCAAGUUGAUCUCUCAGCACGCUUCGGAUGCCGACCAGUCCUCCAAUGAGGCCGCCGCUUCGGACGCCAAGGAGGCAACCAACGUCGGGAUCGUGGAUAUGGGCAAGACGUUCAUCACCCAGACUUCGAUGGCGCAUACCCGAUGGGCUACUCACGGACAACCCAGUCCUCUGAACUGUCACCCUCAUACCAGCGACAAGACGAACGAGUUCAGUUUGGUUCACAACGGUAUCAUCACCAACUACAAGGAGAUCAAGCUCGUCCUCGAGAAGCGUGGAUACACCUUCCACACCGACACUGAUACCGAGGCUGUCGCCGUCCUCUGCAAGUACAUCUACGACUCUCAGCCCAACAAGAGGUUGAAUUUUACCGACCUCAUCAAGGCCGUCAUUAAGGAGUUGGAAGGUUCCUUUGCGUUCGUCUUCAAGUCGCAACACUUCCCCGACGAGAUCGUUGCCGCUCGACGAGGUUCUCCCUUGCUCGUUGGUGUCAAGACCGACAGGAAGCUCAAGGUCGACUUUGUCGAUGUCGAGCUCCCCACUGCUGAUACUACCGAGAAACUCUCGAACGACACCGAGAACGGAGGUCUGUUGACUGUACCCGGUGGAAACGCCGAGCCCAAGCUCCGUCGCUCGCAGUCUCGUGCCUUUUUGAGCGAGGACGGUCUUCCCCAGCCCAUCGAGUUCUUUGUCGCCUCCGACGCUUCCGCCGUCAUCGAGCACACCAAGAGGGUCUUGUACUUGGAAGAUGACGAUAUCGCUCACAUCAGCGAGGGUGAGCUCCACAUCCACCGACUCCGAAAGGACGACGGACUUUCCUCCGUCCGAGCCAUCGAGACGCUAGAGAUCGAGUUGGCCGAGAUCAUGAAGGGUCAAUUCGACCACUUUAUGCAGAAGGAGAUCUACGAGCAGCCGGAAUCUGUGGUCAACACCAUGCGAGGACGAAUCAACUUUGACAGCAGGACCGUCACCCUCGGAGGUUUGAAGGCUUAUUUGCCGGUCAUCAGGAGGUGUAGGAGGUUGUUGUUCGUCGCUUGUGGAACUAGUUACCACUCGUGUAUUGCCGUCCGACCUGUUUUCGAAGAGUUGACCGAGAUCCCCGUCGCCGUCGAGUUGGCCUCGGAUUUCCUCGACCGAAAAACCCCUGUCUUCAGAGAUGAUGUCGCCAUCUUUGUGUCCCAGUCCGGUGAGACUGCCGAUACCAUCUUGGCCAUGAGGUACUGUUUGGAGAGGGGAGCUUUGUGCUUGGGUGUUGUCAACACCGUCGGAUCCACCUUGUCUCGAGAGAGUCACGCUGGUAUUCACAUCAACGCUGGACCCGAGAUCGGUGUCGCCUCAACCAAGGCUUACACCUCGCAAUACGUCGCCCUUGUUAUGAUGGCUCUUCAGCUAUCUGACGACUCGAUCUCGAAAGAGGAGCGUCGUCAACAAAUCAUCGAUGGACUGCACGAAAUCCCCGCUCAGAUCAAGGGAGUCUUGAUGAUGGACAAGGCUUUGCAACAGUUGGCCAAGGAGACGCUCGCCAAGGAGAAGUCGCUGUUGAUCAUGGGUCGAGGUUACCAGUUCGCCACCUGUUUGGAAGGAGCUCUGAAGAUCAAGGAGGUUUCGUACAUGCACUCUGAGGGUAUCCUUGCCGGAGAAUUGAAGCACGGACCCCUUGCCUUGAUCGACGAGCACCUGCCUGUCAUCUUCAUCAUGACUCAAGACUCUUUGUAUCCCAAGGUGCAAUCGGCUUUGGCUCAGGUCACCGCUCGAAAGGGUCAGCCCAUCAUCAUUUGCAACGAUGACGACACCACCAUCAGCGAACAGUACCGAACCAUCCGAGUUCCCCUCACCGUCGACUGCUUGCAAGGUUUGAUCAACGUGUUGCCUCUGCAAUUGUUGUCUUACCACUUGGCCAUCAUGAACGGCGUCGACGUCGACUUCCCCAGGAACUUGGCGAAGUCGGUUACCGUCGAGUAAACGCAGCUGCAUAUGGUCUUGCUCAUGGUUAGCGUCCCGCAUGCGCCUGGGCCGAUCGUCUCUUUCCGGGUCUCUGCUCUCUUCCUGGGUUUCCGGUCGCAUUCUCUUAUGGACGAUUACAACAAACCAUACCAUCCGAUGGUGCUCUCACGCUCGGUGAUUUCCCUCGAUACUCUUCGCUCCUUCGACCCCUGUCGGGCAAAGCGGGAGCGAUAGACGGCACGGGGGAGUUCCUUAACGAAAGAUUUUGGUCAUGUACACACUGUAAAGCACUCGAUGUCGUAGACGUCAGAUCAUGAUAGAUGGAGUUCUCGUUUCAAGUUC
Molecule: messenger RNA, 2626 nt
Organism: Filobasidium floriforme
Lineage: Eukaryota; Fungi; Basidiomycota; Tremellomycetes; Filobasidiales; Filobasidiaceae
Product: putative glutamine-fructose-6-phosphate transaminase
Exons: 18
Coding region: 152-2302 (716 amino acids)
Biological process (GO): protein N-linked glycosylation; UDP-N-acetylglucosamine metabolic process; fructose 6-phosphate metabolic process
Molecular function (GO): L-glutamine:D-fructose-6-phosphate transaminase (isomerizing) activity; carbohydrate derivative binding
Source: RefSeq, a predicted model, not a curated record